AUGCUCCAAGCCACAACGACAGUAGCAGCUGAAGAUGCUGAUAAUGCAGAAGUGCCCUCCUCGGCCCCAACUGGAGAACCUACAAACUUGGCCCUUGUCAUGGAGGCUCCUGAUGCAGACCCUUCCUCUGCUCCUCUCAUUUCUCAAGACGCCGCCCUUGCUGUCGUGGAGCUACCUCAUGACAAUGCCGAUACCCACUCAUCUAGCAACAUUGAGGAACUCUUCGGGGAUGGAGGGAGUAGCGUCGGCGAGGUGCCGAGGACAAGUGUCGAGAAUGAAGGGUUCCAAUGA
Ilex paraguariensis (yerba mate) is the source of this 291-nucleotide messenger RNA. Lineage: Eukaryota; Viridiplantae; Streptophyta; Magnoliopsida; Aquifoliales; Aquifoliaceae. The record is from the annotation of a GenBank genome assembly.